GAACCCCACUUCACUUGCUUCCCCAUUCCCCAACCCCUGUUGCGAUUACAAAAAGGGCCGAAAGCCCCAAGCAUAACGGAGAGCGCCUCCUCCUCCCUCCUCGUAUCUCCCAGCCUCGGCUUUGCUCCAAAGCAGAGUAGGAGGAGGAGUAUUCUAUAGUGGCUCCCUAGAACAGAGCAGCAGAGCAGAGGGGGAGAAGAGAUGAAGCGGACGAGAGCGCAGAACCCCAAGCUCCAGGACCCGCUGGACCCCUCCGCCGCCGUCGCCGCCACCCCCAACCCCAAGCCGCAGCGCCGGGCCAAGCAGCCCCGCCAGCCCAAGGCUCCAGCCAAGAAGACCUCCUCCGCCUCCUCUGCCGCAGCUGCCGCUGUCGAUGCGGCUCGCGAUGCUGCUGCUGCGGCGGCCGCAUCUCCGGCUGUUUCCUCCGGAGCAGACAUGGCGGCCACCGUGCCGGACGUGUGCAGCCGAGGCGGAGAAGAGCUGGCGGCGGCGCAGCCUGGAGCGGAGUGGGAGUACCAGCUGGACGGCGGCGGGCUGCUGAGCAACGGCGAGGGGUCGUGGUGGACGUUCGGCGUGGAGGAGGAGAAGCUGCUGGGGUGGUUCCCCUUCGUGGAGGAGGACUUCUUCCGGUGCCGCGGCGCCGACGCCGAGUUCGACGACGACAUCUGGAGGAUCCACCAAAUCUACGAGAUCCCCAGCUACGCCGCCAAGUGAAAGAUCUAAUCUGCAUUUGGUGUUCUUCUUAGGAGACGGGGGAACGGACUACUAAUCCAGCUUGUUGUCUUAGGCGAGCUUAACUCAGCUAGUUAAACGAUGAAAGCUACGCAUUGAAUGCAAUUCCAAGUGCUCUUUCGUUGCUCUCUC
Brachypodium distachyon (stiff brome) is the source of this 864-nucleotide messenger RNA. RefSeq lists its product as uncharacterized. NCBI's taxonomy places the organism in Eukaryota, Viridiplantae, Streptophyta, Magnoliopsida, Poales, Poaceae. The transcript has a single exon. Bases 202 to 714 code for a protein of 170 amino acids. The record is from RefSeq and is a predicted model, not a curated record.